CAUAUCAUUAUCACCCCAUCUCAAUUCUCAUCUGUCUUUCCCUCCUAUCCUAUCCUAGACUAACAAAUAUUCCAACGCUACCCUACUCUUUUGUCUAUCUCGAUCAAGAAGAAAAAUACUAGCCAGCUAUAGCAAUGGUUCUCUUUGAUUUCAAGUCAGACAAACACUUCGUUACCUCCUCCGAUGAAACCACCAUUAGAGUCUGUGAGUUGAGCGACCCUACUAUUCACCCUUCCUAUCUCCGAACGACUCACUGGAAGGAAGUUGGAACCAUCAUCAUCCUCGAUGGUAACGACAAUGGAGACGGUGAUCAUCGGGCGAAAGAGCAGUACUACUACGAUGGAUUGUUGUUCUUCGAUGGCCAUGGGAAGAUCGAGGGACAUGAAGCCCUCACCAAGCUAGCCCGACACCUCGCUCGGUCGGGCUUGAUGGUGAGCCCUGGAGGUUGCUGCUUUCAAGACGUGACCGAGCUGGGAGAGCACAGAGACUUUGGCGCUCGCUACCUCCGAUUGAACGAUCUCUUCAGCUGGACCAGUCACGGUGUUGAGUUGGCGAGGAUCACCAUGUGGCCGCGGUUGGAGUUGAAGUACGCCGUGCCAAGGCAGAAGAAAAUAUCAAAGCAACCGAUGGCGGGCGGUGGGGUUGUGGCGAGCAAAGAGAAGUACGAGGAGUUGAAAAGGAUGCUGAGCAAGAAGGACGAGGAGCUGGAGAAGGUAGCCAACGAAAUGGAAGACGAGAUACAGAAAUUAAAGGAGGAGAAAGAGGAAGAGCUAAAAAAGCUACGAGAAGAGAUGGAAGAGACGAUCGAAAAGAAAGACGCGGAGCUACGAAAGGUGAAGAGGCAGAGGGACGAGGCGAAGCGUCCGAAACCGAUGGUGCCCGAAGGGGUGAGCAAAGAGAAAUACGAGGGGUUGUUGAAAAGGAUGGCAAGAGAGAAGGACGAGGAGCUGGAGAAGCUGAGGGAGGAGUCGGAAGAAGAUCUACAAAAGCUGAGGGAUGAAAAAGAUGGUGAAAUACGAAAGCUGAAAGAGGAGAUGGAGGAUGCAAGCGAAAAGCACGAGGAGGAGUUGCGAAAGUCGAGAAAGGAGAAGGACGAGGUGCAAAAGCUGUUGACGAAGAAAAACGACGGCGUGCAGCAGACGCUCAAAAGGGCAAGCGACGACGACUUGCAAAAGCUGAGGAAGGAGAAGGUCGAGGAAGUGCGAAAGCUAAGAGAGGAAAUGCGAGAAGAGAUAGAAAAGGCGAGAAAGGAGAAAGAGCAACUUGAGCUGGAGCAUGGUCGGAAGCAAUCGUGGGCGCACCCACCUACGACACAACAGUACAGUUAUGAUUGGGCAGUCCAUAAAAGCAAAAGACGGGCGGUGCCAGCAAAUACGUGGUCCGCCGGUAGUAUUAAAUCGGUAUACUAUUGUGAGAACACUAUGACGGCGAGGUUCACGGGUUUCUUUCAGGGGAACAUUUCAGUUCGAGUGGUGGAUGAAGACACCAAAGAUUGGCCGGCUCCCCCUAGAGUUGAUAUAUUUUUGACGGAUAUCGCCGAAUCAUUCGACCGUAACAACUGGUGGUUUGUGAAGAUAUCACAUCCGGAUGGCGGCGAUGUCAUGCUGGCAUAUUACGAUGGGGAUGGGAGCUAUACUCCUGGAUUCAGAGGUUAUCCUACCCGGCUUCCAAUUCGUAGCAGGGAGUUUGUUCUGUUGACAAACACGGUUUUCUUCAUGAUUUAUUUGAACGGCGAAUUCAAGUUUGCUUUCAUGUAUCGAGACUAAGCGUAGGAAUCGCAGGCUGUUUGUUUGAUUUUGUCAUCAGUUGUCGCCUCCACUCUAUUCUGCAAAGUUGUUGUCGUUUGUUUGAUUUUCCUUUCUACUUUGUGACAAUGGAAACUGCAUUCAAUACAAAUCACUUCUUAUU
Linum trigynum is the source of this 1908-nucleotide messenger RNA. The record is from the annotation of a GenBank genome assembly. Lineage: Eukaryota; Viridiplantae; Streptophyta; Magnoliopsida; Malpighiales; Linaceae.